UUUCUACACGGACGUAUUUCACUGUAGGCCAGCAAGUGUCAUCAUACGAUGCUAGUUAUUAGCUCGUUUAACACAAACUUCAUUAACACUUUAAAACAAGUUAUUUCACGUCUGAUACCACCGCUUAUCUGAGAAGGUUUGGACGCAUCCGGCAGCUUGUGAGCAGUUUUUGAAAUAGCGGUAUCGUUUCCUGCUCAGUGCUAAUAGUUAGCCAGGUGCUAACAACAGUACAUGUGUAUCGUCUCUGUCAUCUGAAGUGGCCUCAGAUCAACAAGGAGAACUGACAGCCAUCCCCGUGAGACAUCAUGGAGCUCCAGGCUGUGUUAAUGGCAGCUGGUGGAGGUUCUCGUAUGACUGAUCUGACAUACAACACCCCCAAGCCAAUGCUGCCUGUUGGUAACAAGCCCCUCAUGUGGUACCCACUGAACCUGCUGGAGAGGGUGGGCUUUGAAGAGGUGAUAGUGAUCACCACUAAAGAGGUCCAGAAGAUGAUGACCACAGACCCUAAAAUGAAGUUGGAUGUGAAGAUGAAACUGGACGUGGUGUGUAUCCAGGAGGACGGAGACAUGGGGACAGCAGACGCUCUCAGACACAUUCAUCAGAAGAUCAAGACGGACAUCCUGGUGGUCAGUUGUGACCUGAUAACAGAUGUGGCUCUCCACGAGGUAGUCGAUCUCUUCAGAGCCCACAAUGCAACGCUGGCCAUGCUUAUGAGCAAAGCCCAUGAGUUCACAGAGACUGUCCCAGGACAGAAGGGCAAGAAAAAGACAGCUGAGCAGAGAGACUUUGUGGGAGUGGACCAGUCGGGCAAGAGGCUGCUGUUCAUGGCCAACGAAGCAGAUCUGGAGGACGGAUUGUCGAUUAGGAAGUCUAUCAUGAGGAAACAUCCCAGGAUGCUCAUCAAAACAGGCCUGGUGGAUGCUCACCUCUACUGUCUGAAAAAAGCUGUUGUGGAUUUCCUUGCUGACAACAAGUCCAUCUCGUCCAUCCGUGGUGAGCUGGUACCGUAUAUGGUGCGGAAGCAGUUUUCCAAAUCGACCACCAAUCAGACAAUCAAAGACGACGCAGAGGAACAGAACGAGAAGAAGAACGAGGGCUCUACAAACCACGAGCUCAUUAUCUCAUCACGAGACGAGUCUCUCAUCCAGCUGGCCCAGGAGCGCUCGUGUUGGAACGACCACCGGGGAGACAUGAGCGAGGCUUACCAUGGAGGAAAGCUGCGCUGCUAUGUUCACAUCAUGGACCAGGGUCUCUGCUACCGCGUCAACACUCUGGCUGCUUACAUAGACGCAAACCGCCUGGCCCCGAAACUGUUUGACGAACCAGCAGUCCAUCCAUCAGCGGUCAUUUCUGAGAGAUGUCAGAUGGGAUCAGACAGCAUCUUCGGAGCUCUGUGUCAGGUAGCAGAGAAGACCUCCAUAAAGAGAUCCACCAUCGGAAACUCCACCACUGUAAAAGAGAAGGUUAAAGUCACCAACUCCAUCAUCAUGCACGGAGUUACCAUCGAGGAGGGGUGUAAUAUCCAGGGCAGUGUGAUCUGCAGUAAUGCUGUCAUCGGUCGAGGAGCAGACCUCAAGUACUGUCUGGUGGGAAACGGGCAACGGAUCGAACCAGAGGCUGAGAGGACUAACGAGGUCAUCGUUGGAACGGACCAGCUGAUGGAGAUCUAACUCCCAUAAGACAGAACAAUAUCAUCUCACUAACCAAUCAGAGAGCAGCAAAACACAGAGGACAACGGAUACACUGGCUGACUACCCAAUCGAAAGCCUGGAUGCUGCCUGAAGGUUCUAACCGAUCUUCUCCUAGGUUUUUUUUGUACUUUGUGUCCAAAUAAAGACAAAUGCUUUAACCCACAAAA
Messenger RNA from Labrus mixtus (cuckoo wrasse), 1858 nucleotides. RefSeq names its product eukaryotic translation initiation factor 2B, subunit 3 gamma (gene eif2b3). The transcript is spliced from 12 exons. The record is from RefSeq and is a predicted model, not a curated record. Gene Ontology annotation, cellular component: guanyl-nucleotide exchange factor complex; eukaryotic translation initiation factor 2B complex. Gene Ontology annotation, molecular function: guanyl-nucleotide exchange factor activity; translation initiation factor activity. Gene Ontology annotation, biological process: cytoplasmic translational initiation; biosynthetic process. Bases 306 to 1670 code for a protein of 454 amino acids. Lineage: Eukaryota; Metazoa; Chordata; Actinopteri; Labriformes; Labridae.